GGCCCGAAUAUAAAUUGCUUCUUUUGUCUCUUCCAACGAAUCCUUUCAGUAGAUUGAAUCCUCACUCCCAAUUAUCCAUCGUUUUCAACAUGGCCCUCACCAACACAACCGCCAUGAACGCCACAAUGCGCGCCGUCGUCUGGCAAGGAAACCCCUACAGCAUCGGCGUCGUCGAUCUCCCCAAACCAACCAUAAUCAACCAAACCGACGCCAUCGUCCAGGUAUCACGAGCAGCUAUUUGCGGCUCUGAUCUGCACAUCUACCGGGGGACGAACGAAGGGAUGCCGGCUCCAUUCGGUCUUGGCCAUGAGGGAGUUGGAUAUGUAUCUGAGGUUGGAUCUGGGGUUAGCUCGCUUAAUGUUGGAGACCCGGUCAUUGUUCCAUUUACUGUUGAUGAGGGCCAUUUGCAUACUGGUCUUACAACGCAGAUGUAUGGUGGUUAUGGGAAUGGGGGUGAUAUGGGUGGGACGCAGGUCCCUUCUCUCGAGUACACCAACACAACCACAAACGAGUCGGUCUCCCUACUCAACGAUUAUGUCAUGCUUUCCGACAUCUUCGCCACCGGCUGGACCUCCCUCGACUAUUCCGGCUUCCAAGCUGGCGACACAGUUGCAGUCUUUGGCGCCGGUCCCGUCGGCCUGAUGGCCGCAUACUCAGCCAUCCUGCGCGGUGCCUCAACCGUCUACAGCGUCGACUAUGUCCCCGACCGCCUGCAACUCGCCGAAUCCAUAGGAGCAACCUCCAUAAACUUCCGAGACGCAGACCCCGUGCAACAAAUUCUAGCACUCGAGCCGAAUGGUGUGACCCGCAGCGUCGAUGCAGUCGGAUACGAGCAAGUCAACCGAAACCUAACCGUUCAAUCAGAUGUCAUUAUCCGGAACAUGCUAGCCGUGACGUCUACCGGAGGCGGUCUGGGUACAGUGGGUGUUUAUAAUCGUGAAUCGAACAGUACGGCGACGGCCCCGCGUGCUUCCAUUGUGAAUACUCAUGUGGACUUUUCGCUCGCGGACUUCUUUUUUGGGGAAUUCACUUGGGGCGCUGGGCCUUCGGAUCCAAUUGAUCUUGCUCCGGAGCUUGUGCGUCUUGUUGCGUCCGGGAAGGCGAGGCCAGGGUUCAUUGUCAGCGAUGUUAUCAAUAUUGAGGAUGCGCCGGAUGCUUAUGCUAGGUUUGAGAGGCAUGAUGCUACGAAGGUUGUGAUUGCAUUUGACCAGUAGACAGAAUCGUCAUUGGAAGGUGACUAGAUUGAUACAUAUUUCGGGAGUUGUUUGGUGCAUCGGGAGCUCAUAGUGCAAAUAACAUCAAAUGUAAUGUUCGUUUGCCGCAUUUUUACUUUUCAGAAGCAAGCAUCGAAAACUAUGAUACUCAGGACGCACCAGCCAAAGUCGACAAAGCAGUCCCAAUACCCAACCGAUGCUCCCCACGUGCACCUUCGCCAACAGCCCCAUGAGGCAACUGAGGUCUCUCACCAGCUGCCCCAGGGAAGUGAUGAGUGCCCUGAUCCCCGCCAGCAC
This is a messenger RNA of Aspergillus glaucus CBS 516.65, 1511 nucleotides long. RefSeq lists its product as uncharacterized. The transcript is spliced from 2 exons. The record is from RefSeq and is a predicted model, not a curated record. Bases 90 to 1214 code for a protein of 374 amino acids. NCBI's taxonomy places the organism in Eukaryota, Fungi, Ascomycota, Eurotiomycetes, Eurotiales, Aspergillaceae. Gene Ontology annotation, molecular function: oxidoreductase activity; zinc ion binding.